AUGUUUGGAACUUUGACCCUUCUUUUGCUGCUGCUGCUGCUGCUGCUGCUGCUGCUGCUGCCGCUGCUGCUGCUGCUGCUGCUGCUGCUGCUGCUGCUGCUGCCGCCGCUGCUGCUGCUGCUGCCGCUGCUGCUGCCGCUGCUGCUGCUGCCGUCGCUGCUGGUGCCGCCGCUGCUGCUGCUGGUGAUGCUGCUGCUGCUGCUGCUGCUGCUGCUGCUGCUGCUGCUGCCACCCUUCACGGCCACCCGCCUGGGGCUGUCGGCCCCGCUGCAGUUCACGCACCUGGGGGAGCGGGUCACGUUCCCAGGUGACCCCCUUGGCCGCGUGCUGGAGAUGCGCGCUGAGGUGGCGGUGCUGAACCGCAGCGUCAGGAUCACCGGUGACCCCAGCAGCGCAGACACUCUGUUUGGCGCCCAGGUGAUGGUCAGCAGCCCGGCGGGGGCGGCCAGCCGGGGGGUCGCCCAGCUGGAGCAGGUGGAGCUGGCAAUGGCGGGGCAGGCCUCAAGGCCGGGCAGACACCCCAUGCGGUUCCACAUGCAUGGCGACGUCGCGCUCAGCUCCUAUAUGAAGGGCUGCGCGGUCCACACCACCUACUCAAGAGCCGCCACGAUCCACGCCACUAACAGGCAAGGCCUGCUGUCGCCAGCCGCUGCCAGCUCCGACGGCUAUGGCUUCUGGUACCGGCUGCUGGACUACCCAGAGGGCCCCUCCUACACGGGAUCCAUCCGCCCCCGGUUCACGGCCCUGGCCAGCGCGGCAUUCGACUCCAACACCGCCCACUCCGCCGCGUACUUUGGGAUGCGGAUCCACCCAGACUUCUUCCCACCGGUCCCUGCAGAGUUCACCAGGUUGCUGUCCUACAAGAACGGGGUCAAGUGCGUCACAGCGACGCAGGUGGGGCUGGUGGUGUUCACAGACCUGACAGUCGCGGACUGCGGCGGCGGCGCGCAACAGCACGUCAUCUACACGGCGGACUACGGCGCCGGCGCCGAGAUGGCCUUCGUGGUCGACGGCCGCCCGCGCGGCGCGGGGACGCCGGCGACCGCCAUGGCAGGCGUACGCAACGCCCUGGUGGUGGCGCGCACAACAGAGGGCGGCGUCGGCAGCGCGGGCGCGUGGCCGGGCGCCCGCGGCGUGCGCGGGGUGGUGACGCAGAGCGCCCCGCUGUGGAGCGACAGUCACUCAGCCCUGAUGAGUGUGAUCAAUGUCACGUUUGUCGGCUGGACGCAACAGAAUGGGAGUGGGCCGCAAUUUGUGGCGCUGGAGCCCUGCGGCAAGUGCGGCACCUACCAGGGGGGCGCCACAACGAUGGUGUCUGGCAUGACGUUCCUACCAGCUGGCCUUGGGCCACCGAGCGUUGUGGCCUGGAGUUGGGGCCACCAGGGCAUCUACCUGGAUGCGGACGGCUCCCUCCUCAACAAUGAUACGCUGCCGAACGGCACCGCGCUCCCCAACGCGUCGUACCACAACUGGACGCUGCCCGCAGCCGGCGCCACCUUCCACUCCGACGUCGGCAACCGGAUGUUUGAUGACCGGGACUGUAUCUACCUGCCAACGGGUCAGGGUGUCGUGUGCGCGCCGCACCUGACAUUCCGCCGCAUGAUGGUCAACAACCACCAGCCUGCGGCGCUCUGGUACAAGGACCUGGUUGUCACCAUCAACGGCACCAACCGCAGCUUUGCAGUGCCGUUCAGCGCCGGCAACGCAAAUGGCUACAUGUUCACGCUCGCAACACCAGGGCGGUACUGGCUGCGAUGGGACGCGCCGUUUGACACGCCGGUGACCAGCUUGAGGCUGCUGAGGCCUGAUGUCCUGGAGGCGGCCCUGGGGUGGCUGAUGAUGCUGGUCAAGUGGCCGCGGUCCUAUGACCACGUCAACGUCAACGGCGCCCCCGCGCUGCUGACCGCACCCCUGGAUCCGGUGAACAACCUGAGCUACGCGGCGCACGGGAUGACUUACUACAAACCCAACACGUCGGCGAUGGUCGACGCCCGUUGGUACUUCAAUGCAUCCUACAACAUCACCGUGGCCGAGGUGUUCGUGGCCGGCGACCAUGACGUGGCGCUGGAUGUUGUGCCGCGCGUGUGUCCUGAACCUAAUUGCUCUGUGCCACAUCCCAGCCCCUCUCCCAGCCCCUCUCCCAAGCCGUCGCCAAGCCCCAGCCCCUCUUCCAAGCCCUCCCCAAGCCCCAGCCCCUCUCCCAAGCCGUCGCCAAGCCCCAGCCCCUCUCCCAAGCUGUCGCCAAGCCCAAGUCCAUCGCCGAAGCCCUCCCCCAGCCCCAGCCCCUCCCCGAGGCCGAGCCCCAUCGUUACACCAUCCCCACCGCCGCCCACUCCGAGUCCGAGCCCCAGUGCAUCACCAGCUGCGCCUCAGGUGCACAAGGCAGUGCGCAUCGUCGGCGGCAACCUGACGAUCAAAGGGUCCACGAAUAGAUCCCUGGCGUCACCCUCACCGUCGCCCGCCGGUGGCGGGGGCGGCGGCGGCGGCGGCGGCGGCGGCGGCGGCGGCGGCGGCGGCGGCGGCGCGGGCAGCGGGUCUGUGUCGGUGGCGCCCACAGACUCAGGCGGCAGCAGCGGCGCCAGCGGCGACGUGGGUGCUCCCCUGCCGCCGCGGGUCGCCCUCUUCGACGGCAGCCUGUCCUUUGUGUCACUCGGCAUCGACGUCCAGGUCACCGGGAACUUCACGCUCCAGCGGGCGCUGAACUACACGUACAACGCCACCCUGCAGCUUUACAGCGCGCGCAUCGCGAUGACCGGCUCGUUUGAGAUGGCGCUGGUGACAUCAUCGGAUGACGGCGGCGACGCGAGCAGCGCGACGCUGCGGCCGGCCGUCGGCGGCAGCCUCGACGUGACCUCGCCCACACGGCCGGGCCCCGGCUUCUCGGGGCGCUACAGCUGGCGCGGGGAUCUGGAGAUGCGGCCGGACCCUUUCGCGGUCUGGGCGGCCGCCGGUGCGGCUGGCGCCGGGCGCCGCUUGCUGGCGGCGGACUCGGUCCUGCUGGUGCCGGUUCAGGGCCCUGUGGAGGUGAACGAGUGGGGCGCGGUGGCUGGCAGCAGCAGCGGUGGCGCCAGUGGGGCGGCCGCGCUGUUGGAUGCAGACGGGUCUAUCCAAGUGGUGGGAGACGCGCAGGCUGCAGAACCGGGCAGCUGCGGGGGCGCGGCGGCGGCCUGCCCCGCCGGCGCCAAUGCCAGCGGCGUCGGCGGUGGCAGCAAGAGCAGCAAGCCGAGGCCCGCGCCGCUCUCGCGGCGCACCGUCACGAUCAUCAUUGCAGUGUCGGCCGGUGCGCCGCUGGGCCUUGCGCUGUGCGUGCUGCUGGCCGCCGCUAUCAGGAUGCGCCGCGCGCGGCAGCGCGGCGAUGGCGGGGCGGCGGGGCCGCCGGCGCGGCGGGACGUGCCGCACCCCGCGGCGGCCGAGGGCGCGCAGCCGUCGGGGCCGUCGCUGGUCGCGGCUCGGGCGAAGCACGACACGCCCCGCGGCGGCGGCUGGGGCUGGGGCGGCGGCGCGGCGGGUGUCAUUCACAUCAGCAGCUUAGCAGGAGGGCCCGCGAGCAGCAGCGGGCCCGCGGCCGGCCGCGACGGCAGCGGCGGGGGUGUUGCGGGCGUUCGCGGUCCGCGGGCGUCACUGUUUGGCUUCCGACCGGGCACGCUGCCCGGCGCGCGCUACGCGUCAGCGGUGGGCGGCGCGGGCACCGGCGACGGGGCGUCGUCGGGGGACGGGGCUGCCGGCGGGGACGCGCGGCGCCAGCAGGCCCGCCGCCGGUCAAACGUCAACGUGCGUGCGUCCGUCGACCUGCCAGCUCACGCGAUGACCCUGGGGCCGGCGCAGCGCAGCGGGCACGGCUGA
Messenger RNA from Monoraphidium neglectum, 3843 nucleotides. RefSeq names its product fibrocystin-L-like protein. The transcript has 19 exons. Bases 1 to 3843 code for a protein of 1280 amino acids. NCBI's taxonomy places the organism in Eukaryota, Viridiplantae, Chlorophyta, Chlorophyceae, Sphaeropleales, Selenastraceae. The record is from RefSeq and is a predicted model, not a curated record.